AUGCCAUCAAUAUCCCCGCUCCAGUGUACCCUCCUUUUUGUAGCUCUCGCUUUCUUCGCCAACGUGGCCACUAGCUCAGAUGCUAUGGAAGUCAAGAUACUGAGCGGAAACUCCGAUCUGCUUGUUACUUCUUCUGCUGAUAUUACUGGUGGUACCACGGCAAAAAGAUUUUUGAGGCAAGCCGCCAAAGCAUCUCAGAAGAGCGUCAACUAUCCCAGCCACGACUCAGAGUCUGUUGCAGCGGAAGAACGUGGAUGGUUUACCAACCUUUUCGGUAGAAUCGAAAAUGCUUCGGAGUCAACCUUUAAAAAACUUUUGGGCAGCGGUAAAGCGAAACUGAAAGCGUUCGAGAAACUGGAAAAAAAAAAUACACUGACGCAAGGAAGGCCUAUAUGGAUUUCGGUGGCCCUAAUUUGCAUCCAGGAAGCUCCAAGUGGAAAUUCUUUAAACAAUUUGGUGAUUGGUACGAUAAAAGACCCUAGUCGUAGACCGAAAACAUGGAGAGUCACCUCCUCAGUGCUCACUAGAGCUCUGUGUGAUGCUACUCAAGAUUGUAAAGGAAGAACAGGAUUUUUUUCGCUUACGCAUUAUGUGCAUGCCGCUGUUGUUGGUAAUGUUUAG
Molecule: messenger RNA, 621 nt
Organism: Phytophthora infestans T30-4
Lineage: Eukaryota; Oomycota; Peronosporomycetes; Peronosporales; Peronosporaceae
Product: secreted RxLR effector peptide protein, putative
Exons: 1
Coding region: 1-621 (206 amino acids)
Source: RefSeq, a predicted model, not a curated record